AUGCUGACUUACCUGGAGCACCAUCGAUCCGUGAGACCAUCAAGUAUGCUUUGCGUCUAUCUCUUGUUUUCGUCAUUGUUUGACUCAAUGCACUGUCGAACUCUCUGGUUGCUUCACAACGCCCAGCCCUUGGCAACUAUCGUAUCAGCAUUGCUGGCAACAAAAGUCGCUUUGUUACUCCUAGAGUCCCAGAAUAAGACUUCUAUACUCAGCGGCAAAGGUGAGUCCCUGGGUCCUGAAGCUACCAGUGGAAUCAUCAGUAGGAGCCUUUUGUGGUGGCUCAAUGAUCUCUUCUUGACCGGCUACGGAACGACUCUAUCGGUAGAAAAGCUGCACCUUUUAGACUUGGAGCUUCGCUCGGAGACUUUGUUGCACCGAAUGCAUCUUAACUGGCCGCGUUACAGAGACUCUGGGAAGCAUGCACUGCUUCGCACCUUGCUCAGCUCUACAAAGGCUGCUUUGCUUGCUGGGGUUGUUCCAAGAAUAUGCUAUUCUGCCUUCAAGAUGUCGCAGCCGUUUCUAAUCAACAGGGUUAUCCGCCUUGUUCAAAACCAGGGAACUGAAGGAGCAUAUUCUCCCGAAGUAGGCUACGCACUCAUCCCUGCGACGGUUUUCUUGUACCUUGGACUUGCUAUCGGCUACAGCUUCUCCCAGCAAAAGAUAUAUCGAAUGCUCACCGCAAUUCGCGUCUCCCUUACGUCGUUCUUGUUGGAUAAUGCCACGGACCUAGAAUCAGGGGCCAAAGAAAGUUCCGCUGUUCUGACAUUGGUCACAACCGACGUAGGUGUCAUCGAACGAGCUUUCGCACAGAUCCAUGAGCUUUGGGCAACUCCCAUCGAACUUGGCCUGGCUCUUUGGUUUCUUGUCGUUCAAAUGGGAUGGGGCUCGGUUGGUCCUGCAAUAGCGGUACUAUUCUCAUUCAUAGGGACAUUUCAACUGUCCAAGUUCAUGGCACCUGCUGUCAAAGCCAACAAUGAAGCCACCCAAAACAGAAUCAGCAACACGAGUAGUGUUUUGGGAUCAAUGAAGGAAAUAAAAAUGCUCGGGUUGGUCGAACCGUGGCUUAGAGCCAUUGUUAGGCUGCACGAUAUUCAGAUGAAGAGGUCUAUUUUCUUCCGCAAGCUGAUUACUCUCAUGAAUUUGCUAGGGAAUACACCGUCCAGGUUUGCGCCCGUCUUGACCUUUGGCAUCGCCCUUCUUUCCUUUGGGUCUAAGUCAGGCGAAAAGUUCACCGUGGCGAAAGCUUUCACUGCCAUGAGCAUCUUAGGUCUUGUCACGGGGCCACUUUCUUGGCUCAUGUUUUCCUUGCCAACUUUGAUAAGUUCUUUCGCGAGCUUCACUAGAUUGCAGGACUUCAUCAUGACUUGCGAGGACAGUAGAGUACGUUACAGCGAUGCUGUAAUCCCAGGAGAGCUGAAUGGCCCAAGCCCAGGCACUGGCUCCGGAGCUGUGGCACCAUUCGGAUUCUUGGGGGACGCGAUCAUCGCUGCCAAAGACGCUAGCAUUAUAUUCAAGACUGAUGACGAAGCUGUUUUGCGAGAUAUUAAUCUUUCCAUCCAACCCGGCUCGUUCACACUAGUGGCUGGCAAGGUCGGUUCUGGGAAGACUGUUCUCUUGAGGGGAUUGCUUGGUCAAUUACAAACAAAAGGCUAUCUCAAAGUAUACGGAGCUGGCGCUGCAUAUUGUGCCCAGACACCAUGGCUUAUGAAUGCCACCGUGAGAUCAAAUAUCUUAGGACAGUCGGCGAUGGAUAAUGAUUGGUAUAAGACAGUGGUCUCUGCAUGUGCACUCGAUCGGGACUUGGCACAACUUCCUAACGGUGACAUGUCCUUAAUUGGGCCCAACGGACUUUCUUUAAGUGGCGGCCAGAAGCAACGCAUAUCGCUGGCUCGUGCAUUAUAUUCAAGGAAACCGGUUGUGGUCAUCGACGACGUCUUGAGCGGCCUGGACUGGAUAACCCAGCGCCAUGUGUAUAAUCGUGUCUUCGCACCAAAAGGGCUUCUCAGGGGAAGUAAAACCACUGUUAUUCUUGCCACUCACGCUCUGCACCUAAUUGACCGGCCAGAUAGCGUUAUCCUACUAGGGGAUAAAGGCCCAGGCCAAGUAAUACAGGGGCCAUUGGACGAACUUAAGGCCUCUACGGGUAUACAAGCUUUAAUAUCGUCCUCAAGAGAAGAAAGCUCAGCCCAUGAAGAUGAAAUAGCUCAAAAAGGAACAUUACUCAAAACGGCUCAGGGGCCUCCUCGACAAAAGGACGUUGACGGUAAAAUCGACUCCAAAAUACGGACAUCUGGGGAUAUUUCGCUGUACUUGUACUAUUUCAAGGCAAUUGGCACGAGAAAAUUGAUGAUACUCCUUAUUAGCGAGGCAGCAAAUGCGUUGACGAACAUAUUUCCAGAGAUUUGGCUCAUGAUUUGGACGACAGCCAACUUGAAGAACCCGAAAACAAGCAAUGGUUGGUACUUUGGUAUUUAUACCCUUGCCGAGGUCGUAGGCCUGGUUUUAUUCGGUUGGUCGAUCUGGUUUGUCAUAAUCAACGUAACAACAUCGUCUGUUAAGAAGCUACACUUGGCCCUACUCAAAACCGUCAUGAAUGCACCGUUGUCCUUCUUCGUUUCUACCGAUGUAGGCGACUUGAUAAACCGAUUCAGCAAAGACCACGACAUUAUCAAUCAGCGCCUGCCUCUUGGGUUAUGGCUGAGCGUUAGCGGGGUCUUUUCGCUCCUUACAUCCACAGCCAUGGUGCUCUACGGCUCACAAUAUCUUGCCAUAGCCUUGCCGCUUAUUGUUCUUGUAGUGUACUGCAUACAGGCAUUCUACCUGAGAACAUCUCGUCAAUUGCGGCACCUGGAUCUGGAGGCUACCGCCCCUCUGUAUUCGCACUUGAAGGAAACUAUUGAUGGGAUAUCGACCAUCCAAGCUUACGGGUGGGUGCCUGCCUUUGAAGAAACGUCACUAAGACUGCUCGAUAACUCCCAGAAGCCUCAUUAUUUCCUCCUCGGGGCUCAAUGCUGGCUUAAGCUUGUCUUGGAACUCUUUGUUGGAAGUCUCGCUGUUACUCUCAUCACACUUGCAGUCAUGGCCCCAGGAGGCACUAGUGCUGGAGCUAUUGCGUUGGGAUUAGUCAAUGUCAUUAGUCUGAGCUCAGCACUGGUUGAGCUUAUAUCACACUGGACAGGUCUUGAGGGUUCUCUGGGCGCGAUAGAGAGGCUCAAGAGCUUUGAAGCAAAUACACCACAGGAGGUGACGAGCCCACAGCCACGGCAACCGCCUGAGAAGUGGCCCUCUCGGGGGCUGGUGGAAUUUGAUAAAGUGACCGCGUCCUACUCUGCCAACAGCGGCAACGACCAUUACCGAGCUCUCAAUAGCGUCACGCUGUCGAUACGCCAGGGGGAGAAAGUUGCGGUCUGCGGCAGGACAGGUAGUGGAAAGUCGACGCUGCUUCUCACCUUGUUCCGGCUGCUAGAUCCAGACUCGGGCACGAUUACGGUCGACGGAAUAGACAUUUCGAAUAUUCCGCAAAACGUCUUGCGGCCGCGCCUCAUCGCGGUGCCACAGGAGCCGAUGCUUUUCCCGGGGACACUUCGAACCAACAUUUGCCCUGGUGGGAGAACGGAUGAGAUGGAGGCGGGCGAGUCUGACGAGCACAUCAUCUCUUGCUUGCGAAAAGUCGAACUCUGGGAUAAAAUAAGUGCAAAGGGGGGCCUCGACAGCGACGUGUCAGACCUGGGUCUCUCGCAGGGCCAAAAACAGCUCCUUUGCCUCGCUCGAGCGCUUAUCCGCAAGGAUAUCAGCGCGGUGCUUGUGCUAGACGAGGCAAUGAGUGCGGUUGAUCGGGAGACUGAGGAGCUCAUGGUCAAGGUGCUUGAAGAGGAAUUUGCCCACCACACGGUCCUCUCUGUAGUACAUCGACUGAACACGGUUCUCAAGUAUGAUCAGGUAGUGGUAUUGGAUGGCGGGACGGUUGCCGAGGUCGGUAAGCCAGAGACUCUUUUGCAGGACCAGAAUGGCCGAUUUCGAGCGCUGUGGGACGGACAGCAUUGA
Molecule: messenger RNA, 4044 nt
Organism: Metarhizium brunneum ARSEF 3297
Lineage: Eukaryota; Fungi; Ascomycota; Sordariomycetes; Hypocreales; Clavicipitaceae
Gene: atnG
Product: ABC transporter atnG
Biological process (GO): transmembrane transport
Cellular component (GO): membrane
Molecular function (GO): ATP hydrolysis activity; ABC-type transporter activity; ATP binding
Source: RefSeq, a predicted model, not a curated record